This is a messenger RNA of Aspergillus melleus, 1650 nucleotides long. RefSeq lists its product as uncharacterized. NCBI's taxonomy places the organism in Eukaryota, Fungi, Ascomycota, Eurotiomycetes, Eurotiales, Aspergillaceae. Gene Ontology annotation, cellular component: membrane. Gene Ontology annotation, molecular function: amino acid transmembrane transporter activity. The coding region runs from base 1 to 1650 and encodes 549 amino acids. Gene Ontology annotation, biological process: amino acid transmembrane transport. The record is from RefSeq and is a predicted model, not a curated record. The transcript is spliced from 3 exons.
AUGUCCCCUAAAGAUUUCGAUCCCCGCGCGGUCGAAGAGCCCCAUGUCCUCCAUGUCGAGGCCGCCGACCCCAAUGGCCCGUCCAAAGACGUAGGGCAAGGCGACGGUGCGGUGGACUUCUCCGAGAGGUCGGAGAUGAAGCAGGGGCUGAAGAGCCGCCAUAUUCAAAUGAUUGCCCUCGCGGGCGCCAUUGGCACGGGUCUCUUUCUUGGAUCUGGUCGGGCGCUUGCCAUCUCGGGGCCUCUGGGGGCGCUGCUCAGCUUCAGCAUGACCGGGGGGCUGGCCGCUGGGGUAGUGUUCAGCAUGGCCGAAAUGGCCGCCCUGGUUCCUAUUUCCGGAGGCAUUGUGCGCUAUGCUCAGCUGUUUGUCGACCCUUCACUGUCUUUUGCCAAUGGCUGGAACCUGGUGUACAAGGGGCUUAUAUUUAUUCCCACGGAGAUCGUCGCUGCGUCUGUAUUGAUGCAGUUCUGGACUGAUCUGAACAGUGCAAUCUGGAUUACAGUGUUUGGCCUGUUAAUGGCCCUUUGCAACUGUCUUUUCAUCGGGUUCUACGGCGAGCUCGAGUUUGGAUUUGCCAUUCUCAAGAUUAUCCUGAUUUUUAUGGUCAAUAUCAUGGCUAUUGUCAUUAUCUCUGGCGGUGCGCCUCAAGGGGAGGUCAUCGGUUUCAAGUACUGGCAUAAUCCAGGCCCAUUUGUCCAAUACUUAGACAUCGAAGGAUCUCUAGGACGGUUCCUAGGGUUUUGGUCCGCCUUCACCAACGCCAUUUACGCAUAUUCAGGAGUAGACAACGUGGCGCUGGCGGCGGCGGAGACGAAAAACGCCCGCGAGGCCAUCCCCAAGGCAGCCAAAAAGACGUUCUGGCGGAUCGUGAUCUUCUACGUGAUCACGAUCUUCCUGAUCGGCAUGCUGGUCCCGUCCAACAACGAUCGUCUUCUCGGCGACUCCGGCACCGCAGCCUCCCCGUUCGUCAUCGCGGCCAACCUCGCGGGCAUCCAGGGCGUGCCGCACUUCAUCAAUGCGGUCGUGGUAACGUCGGCCUGGUCCUCAGGCAACGCCGGGUACAUGACCUACGUACGAUAUCUGUUCGGGCUGGCCAAGUACGGGCACGCGCCGCGCAUCUUCCUCCGACUGAACCGCUUCGGCAUCCCCUACGUCGCGGUGCUGCUCUUUGCCGUCUUCAUGGCCCUCGGGUACAUGACGACGUCGAGCGGUGCGGCGGAGGUCUUCACUUGGCUACAGGAUCUCUUGUCCAUAGCGAUCCUGGUGAACUGGAUCGUCAUCACGCUGACCUAUCUGCGGUUCUACUACGGGUGUCGCAAGCAGGGGAUUCCUCGGGCACAGCUCCCCUACCGGGCCCCGUUUCAGCCGUACUUUGCAUGGCUGUGUCUCGUCUUCUUUUCUCUGAUUCUGCUGACCUCGGGAUGGCCGGCAUUUUUGAAGAAUUCAUGGGACACAAGGACGUUUGUGUCGGCGUACGCUAACGCGCCGUUCGUGCUGCUGCUGUAUGCCGGGCAUAAGUGGGUGAAGAAGACGAGGCUUAUUCGGUUGGAGGAGAUACCGAUCCGAUCGUUGAUUGACAUUGCGGAUCAGGAAGAGCCGUCUCCUCUGCCGGUUAAGAAGGGAUGGCGAAAGCUGAAUUUUUUGUGGUAG